GGACAGCUGACAGCGACAGCUGCUUCUGCGCAUGGAGAAUGAAGCUACGCGGCGACAAGACCCACGCAGCGUUCCAGGGAUGAACCUAGCUGCUCGAGUCUGGAUUAUCAUUGUUUUCACAGUGCUCAUAUCCCAGUUUCCCAGCUCCUCAGGCACCGACGCAUGGGGUGUGCGUUACACCACUAAAGGCCCUCUGUACGUGGCGUUGGGUCGAGACCUGGUGCUGACGGCCACUAUUCUGAAUGUUUCAAACGAGACCAGUUUGACCUUGUCGUGGGAGAGGGGGAACCAGGCUCACGGCACAAUGCGUCUGGCUGACAGACCGGGCAGACUCAUCCACCCCAGAGUUACCAUAGAGGACAAGGUGCUGAGGCUGCGCGGCAUGGAAGAGUCAGACUACGGAGACUACAAAUUCACCGCCACUAAUAAAAUAGGAGAAAUGAAACAUGAUACGGUGGCUGUGCGCAAGGCUGAGAGGCCCCCAGCGGCCUCCAUAGUGCUGCUGUGUCACGUGUCUGAAACGUGUCAGUGGGACAGCCCUGUGGUCACAUGGCUGGUGGAUGGGGUGAAGGUGACCAAUCAGGGGGCUCGUACAUCAGAGGGAGGAGCCAAACUCCACCUGCAGGAAGUGAAGGGGCGGAUCUACACCUGCAUCAGUGACAGUUGCCUGGGAACUAGCACAGCACACUUCUUCUUUGCAGGCAAUGUUGCUGUAGCCUUGACUGUCGAAAGGCUUCUAAUCCUGGCCACAUUCGGACUGUCAUUUUAUUUCUGCGGAUUCUAAGGAAGAAAAGAAGAGAAGAGAUGGCGCUGCAUUCUCUCACUGCUUCUGUUAACAAAAAUGAUCAAAAUAAUUAUUUAUUUUGAAUGUAACAGCAAUAAUAAUAAACAAUUAUUUUGAAUGUAACUGCAAUAACAAUAGCAACAGUAAUACCUCGCCGUGGCGGCGGCGGUAUGGGCAAAACCAUAAUAUUCCUGACACGCCCGUAUUUUGACAAUAUAAAAAGUAUUAUGAUGUUUCAGCUCAGUGUUGGAGCUUUUGUUUUCUACCUCAGCAUAGGUUGGCAAAUACUUUCUGGCAGAUCAUCUAGAGUUGACAAUUGCCCGUUUCUGUUCAAUCUAUCUUCAAAAUGUUAAUUAUUUUACUGGUUAUUUUUGUUCACAUGGAAAGAAGAUAAGAUAAUCUCUUUUAUUUUUAUUUUGAGAAUUUAGUGUAUUAUCACUUACACACUGGACUGUUUGUGUUUUGAUUUUGAGCUUGGUAAAAUCUAAUUUAAAAGGUAACGCUAUCCACUGUAACAUGUCUAACCAUCUGUAUACGUAGUUUAUAAGACAUGUAUUAAGCAAUAUCAGUCAUUUGUUGAAAUUCAAAAAAUUCUGGUUAACUGCAAAUAAGGCCUUUAUUAUUGAUAUUAUUGUAAGGACCUACAGUAGUAGUCCCUUAGCACGUCUUAUAAGACUUCAAAUAGACUCUAAAUAGGCAUGUAUUAAUGGUUGUGAACCCUAUUCUAAAGUGUUACUGAGCUUUUGUUGAUAAGUUUGAUAUAAUCCGAAUGUUCCCAAAGCACUGAUAAAAAAUAACAAUUUGAAUCUAUUUAUGUGUUUAUUAUUUAGUUAUUACAUUUCUUUAUCACUUGGACUUUGAUUGUAUGAAGGAUCUGGAUGACUUGUCACUUGUGGAUUUCACUUCCUAUAUUGUUGCACUAAACAGGUUGUUCCUACCUCUACUUUCUUGAGGAAUAAAUAUAGCAUAACAAAAAAAAAUGUUUUGUGUCAAUUCUGUAAUUUGUAUGAAGGUAAUGUUUGUCUCGGGCAGAUCCCAGCUUUUACACAGCUGUCAACACUGGACAGUCUCACUGGCGGAAAGUUACACCACGCCUGACUAAAGAGGAAGCUAGCAGGGUUG
Engraulis encrasicolus (European anchovy) is the source of this 1906-nucleotide messenger RNA. RefSeq lists its product as uncharacterized. Lineage: Eukaryota; Metazoa; Chordata; Actinopteri; Clupeiformes; Engraulidae. Bases 32 to 784 code for a protein of 250 amino acids. The transcript is spliced from 6 exons. The record is from RefSeq and is a predicted model, not a curated record.